GUCAGUGCCAGGAGUAGAACGCGAUGAUCCUUGUGGGUCCUUUCCAGCUCGGGUGAUCCCACGGCUCUAUCCCAUGACUGCAGCUGCAGGACAUUAGCUUCAGACGGUUGCCAGCCGAGCCGGGCGCGCGGGCUGCCCUGCCGAGGCACCAUGGCUUUCAGCAAGGGGUUCCGAGUGUAUCACAAGCUGGACCCGCCUCCCUUCAGCGUGAUGGUGGAGACCAGGAGCAGGGAGGAGUGCCUCAUGUUCGAGUCCGGAGCCGUGGCUGUCCUCUCCUCUGCAGAAAAGGACACAAUCAAGAACACGUACUCCAAAGUCAUGGAUGCAUACGGGCUCUUGGGCGUGCUAAGGUUAAACCUCGGGGACACGCUGCUGCACUACCUGGUGCUGGUGACGGGGUGCAUGUCCGUGGGCAAGAUCCAGGACUCGGAGGUGUUCCGGGUGACGUGCACCGAGUUCGUGUCGCUGCGCGCGGACCCUGCGGACGAGGACCGCGUCUCCGAGGUGCGCAAGGUGCUCAACUCGGGCAGCUUCUACUUCGCCUGGUCUGCCACGGGGGUCAGCCUGGACCUGAGCCUCAGCGCCCACCGCAGCAUGCAGGAGCACACCACUGACAACAGGUUCUUCUGGAACCAGUCCCUGCACUUGCACCUGAAGCACUACGGGGUGAGCUGUGACGAGUGGCUGCUGCGGCUCAUGUGUGGGGGCGUGGAGAUCAGGACCAUCUACGCCGCUCACAAGCAGGCCAAGGCCUGUCUCAUCUCCCGGCUGAGCUGCGAGCGGGCGGGCACCCGCUUCAACGUGCGCGGCACCAACGACGACGGGCACGUGGCCAACUUCGUGGAGACGGAGCAGGUGAUCUAUUUGGAUGACUCUGUGUCAUCUUUCAUACAGAUUCGAGGAUCUGUUCCAUUAUUUUGGGAGCAGCCAGGACUGCAGGUGGGAUCCCACCGUGUCAGGAUGUCAAGGGGCUUUGAGGCGAAUGCACCGGCUUUUGACAGGCAUUUCCAAACACUUAAAAAUUUAUAUGGCAAGCAAAUUAUUGUAAAUUUACUGGGGGCAAAGGAAGGGGAGCACAUGCUCAGCAAAGCCUUCCAGAGCCAUUUGAAAGCAUCUGAACAUUCAGCUGAUAUCAAAAUGGUGAACUUUGACUAUCACCAGAUGGUUAAAGGUGGAAAGGCAGAGAAACUACACAGCGUGCUUAAACCUCAAGUCCAGAAAUUCUUGGAGUGUGGAUUUUUCUAUUUUGAUGGGAAGGAAGUGAAAAGGUCCCAGAGUGGCACCGUCAGGACCAACUGCCUGGACUGCCUGGACAGGACCAACAGCGUGCAGGCCUUCCUGGGCCUGGAGAUGCUAACCAAGCAGCUGGAGGUGCUGGGGCUGGCUGAGAAGCCUCAGUUAGUGACUCGCUUCCAGGAGGUUUUCCGAUCCAUGUGGUCUGUCAAUGGGGAUUCUGUCAGUAAGAUCUAUGCUGGAACUGGAGCCCUUGAAGGAAAAGCAAAGGCUGGGAAGCUGAAGGAUGGUGCUCGUUCUGUGACCAGAACGAUCCAAAAUAACUUUUUUGAUAGCUCCAAGCAGGAGGCCAUUGAUGUUUUGUUGUUGGGAAAUACCCUAAAUAGUGAUUUAGCAGAUAAAGCACGGGCUCUGUUAACCACCAGCAGUUUACGCGUUUCAGAGCAAUCAUUGCAAUCAGCAUCUGUGAAAGUGCUGAAGAGCAUGUGUGAGAACUUCUACAAGUAUGCCAAACCCAAGAAGAUCCGGGUGUGUGUGGGGACGUGGAACGUCAACGGGGGGAAGCAGUUCCGCAGCAUUGCCUUCAGAAAUCAAACCCUCACUGACUGGCUGCUGGAUGCACCCAAGUUGGCUGGGAUCCAUGAAUUCCAAGAUCGCAAAAACAAACCUGUGGACAUAUUUGCCAUUGGAUUUGAAGAAAUGGUGGAGUUAAAUGCAGGAAACAUUGUGAACGCCAGCACCACGAACCAGAAGCUCUGGGCUGCAGAGCUGCAGAAGACCAUCUCCAGGGAUUACAAGUACGUGCUGCUGGCCUCAGAGCAGCUGGUGGGCGUCUGCCUCUUUGUGUUCAUCAGGCCCCAGCACGCUCCCUUUAUCAGGGAUGUUGCUGUGGAUACUGUCAAGACUGGCAUGGGAGGAGCCACGGGGAACAAGGGGGCCGUGGCCAUUCGGAUGCUGUUCCACACCUCCAGCCUUUGCUUUGUGUGCAGUCACUUUGCUGCAGGCCAGUCCCAGGUCAAGGAGAGAAAUGAAGACUUUGUAGAGAUUUCUCGCAAGCUUGGCUUUCCAAUGGGAAGGAUGCUCUUCUCCCAUGACUACAUUUUUUGGUGUGGGGACUUCAAUUAUCGAAUAGAUCUGCCCAAUGAGGAGGUGAAGGAGCUGAUCCGACAGCAGAACUGGGAUCCCCUCAUAGCAGGAGACCAGCUCAUCAACCAGAAAAACUCUGGGCAGAUUUUCAGGGGAUUUCUGGAAGGGAAGAUCAAUUUUGCCCCCACGUACAAGUAUGACCUGUUCUCUGAUGACUAUGACACGAGUGAGAAGUGCCGCACACCGGCGUGGACGGACCGGAUCCUCUGGAGGAGGAGGAAAUGGCCCUUUGACCGAUCAGCUGAAGACCUGGAUCUCCUGAAUGCCAGUUUCCACAGUGACACUAAUGUCCCUUACACAUGGAACCCUGGCACUUUGCUGCACUACGGGAGAGCAGAGCUGAAAACAUCUGAUCACAGGCCUGUGGUUGCACUGAUUGACAUUGACAUAUUUGAAAUUGAAGCGGAAGAGAGACAGAAAGUGUACAAGGAGGUGAUUGCAACGCAAGGUCCCCCUGAUGGCACUGUGAUGGUCUCCAUCAGUUCUUCAGCUGAAGAAAACUAUUUUGAUGAUAACUUGAUCGAUGAUCUUCUUCAAAAAUUCGCAAGCUAUGGCGAAGUUAUACUUAUAAGGUUUGUGGAAGACAAGAUGUGGGUAACAUUUUUGGAAGGAAGCUCUGCUCUGAAUGUUAUGAAUUUGAAUGGUACUGAGCUACAAGGAAAGAUUAUAAAUAUCAACUUGAAAAAUCCAGAUUGGAUCAGAAGUUUGGAAGAUGAAAUGAAUCUAGAGAAGAUUAAUAUUGGGCUGCCUUCAUCCACAAGCUCCACUUUGCUUUGUGAAGAUGCUGAGGUUACUGCAGACUAUGACAUGGAAGGAGACGUCGAUGACUACAGCGCUGAAGUGGAAGAAAUCCUUCCCCAGCACCUGCAGCCGACGUCGAGCUCCGGGCUGGGCACGUCCCCGAGCUCCUCCCCGCGCUCCAGCCCCUGCCAGUCCCCGACGCUGCCCGAGGGCCCCGCGCUGCCGGCCAGGCCCAGCCGGGCCCCGGGCAAGGUUCCUGGGCCCCCUGUGUCCUCACAAGCUGAGUUGCAGGCUGGUGCCCAGCAGAAGGAGCCUCCUGCGCAGAGCCUGGAGCCCAAGCGCCCUCCGCCCCCUCGGCCCGUGGCGCCUCCUGCCCGCCCGGCUCCGCCGCAGCGCCCGCCCCCGCCCUCAGGCGGUAGGAGUCCUGCACCUGCUAGAAAGGAAUUUGGAGGUCUUGGAGCUCCUCCCAGUCCUGGGGUAGCUAGGAGAGAAGUAGAAGCACAAAAAAGCCCUGGAACACAAAGAAAAGAUACCUUAGCUCGGACUCAGCCUCCACCCUCGGCGGGUACAGCCAGACCGACCGUUCCUCCCCGAGCUGGAGUUAUCAGUGCCCCACAAAGCCAUGUCCGUCCCUCGGGGGCACGACCGGCACCGGAGGCGCAGCCCAAGGCAGCGGAACCACCACGGGGCUCGCCGCUGCUCCCUGAGCCCCUGAAGCCGCAGGCUGCGGGCCCUGCCCAGCCCAGCCCCGCUGUGCUGAGGAUGCAGGAGCCCCUGGUGCCCGUGGCAGCCCCGCAGAGCCUGGAGCCCCCGCAGCCGCCGCCGCGCAGCCGCUCCUCUCACAGUUUGCCUUCGGAACCUGCUCCCUCCCAGCAGCACCAGAAUCCCAACGGGACACACGGCACUAACCCUGAACCCCAGCUCAGCAGUGACCCUUUUGAAGACCUGUCAUUCCAGCUGCUCGUGUCCAAGAUGCAGAGUUCUGUCCGAACAUCACCCGCUCCAACCUCAAACCAGAAGGAGUUGAUACAGUUGCCUUCAGUAAGGCAAAGAAAUGCGGAGAAUUCGAAUCCUGUAAAUUGCAUGUCAGCAACACCUCCUAUUCCAACCUUCCACUCAUCCCAGGAACAUCAGCGCAGCUCUCCAAACCCAUUUAUUACUGGGCUGAACUGCUCGAAUCCAUUCACAGAAAGAACUCCUAGUGCUGGGAACCCAUUUAGGACGGAGACACGGGAGUCCAGGAUCCCCUCACAGGCACUGGCAGGAGCUGCUGCUCCCCACCCAUUCCCUGUUCUGCCCCCGCCCGGCUGUGGCACAAGCAAGCCUCUGUUUCCUGUGGGUGCAGCCGCAAGCGCCUUUUGCCUGCGCAGUAAAUCUCUCAAGGUGGAGAACGUGCAGCCCAGGGGCUGGGUGACGUUUGACGAGGACGAGAACUUCCCCACCAAGCUGAAGCCAUCCGCCAGCGUCCCGGAUUUUACACAGCUCGGCCCCGGGAAACCGGCCGGGUGCCCGGCCCUGCUGGGAGCUGAGCACAAACCCUUCCUCGGUUCGGACUUUGCCUUGGAUGGUGGCUGGGGUCAAAGUGCUGCUGACUGCUUCUGCACGCUGCCAGCCAGAAAGCCACCUGCCCCCCCUGUGCCAUCCAGAGCAGGCAGCCACAGGUGCCCUGCAGAGCCCUCCCUGGCACCCAGGGUGUCACCAAGCCAUGGCUUCACAGAGAGAUAGAUAGGUGGCUGGAGAUGCAGAAGGUUGUAUUUGUUUCAUGGUUUUACAGACAGAUAGGUGGCCAGAGACGCAGAAGGUUGUAUUUGUUCCUACGUUUUAUCCAGUAGAAUAAUUGGGCAUUUGAGAUUAUUCUGUGUGCAAUAAUUAAUUGUUAAAUGCACUGAAACUUAACUCUGCUCGUAAACAGCCACUUCAGCUUGUGUAUAAACUUUGAAUGUGUAUAUAUGGUAGAGCACAAAAAAUGGUCAGAAGUUUAUGGAAAUCUCGGUGUAAUAGUAUUUGAAUAGACAAAGAGAAGAAGGGUGAGCUACUGUCUCACUAAAACCUGUCAAUCCUGGACACAGAUUUUGCUUAGGGAGCUCUUUCGUUUCUGUUCUCCUCUGUGGAAUUCCACAAGAAGAGGCUCCCUGCUGGCAGCCUCUCCCCUCCCUUUUGACCAUUUUGUUAGUUGAUAUUUAUAAGUAUUUACCAAAGAGCUGCCAAAGUUUAUGGAGAUUUGAAUGUUGACAAGUAUUGUUUAGAAGCUGUUUAAUUUAUAACAGAGGCUAUGGGUAUUUGUAAGGCUUAUAUUUGAAUUUGAGGCACAACGAAAAUAGUUUACUUUCGAAAUAGAAACAAAACUUUGCAUAUUAAUAUAUUCAAUUAAUCUCCUGUGUCAGUACAUUUCAGUUGUUAGAUCCUAUUGUGACCUACACUCACUAGCACUAAUUCAGAAUAAUUGUUUCAUAUCAUCCAUUUAUUCAUUACUGGUUUAACUAUACUUUUUUUUUUUUCCGCAAACUGGAAACAGCUGAUACAGCAAGCUUUUCCUCAACCUCUGGAAAACCCCCCUCGGCUUUUGAGAUACAAAGCAGUAUUUACCAGUUGCAGGCCAUGUAGUGUGCCAGCCAGGGGGUGAACAGCACACUUGGAUUGUAUUUAGAGUAGUGCAAUAUCCCAGGGCAGCACGCUUUGGAAAGCCUCAAACGCUCUCACAACAUGAUCCAUGAAAUAAUCCAUGACAUAAUCCACGAUUCCUUCGGACAGCCCUGGCUAGCCACGAGCUGCAGCCGCCUAGAGGAGUGAUAGUGAGUUUCUAUUGCGCUUUUUCUGUUCAGGUCAUUCCAGUUGUACACUUGGAACAGCAGUGGUACUUACGUGUGCUUCGGUGUGUGAGUUCCUUGUUUCACGCUGUCGCUGCAGACAUCCAGCAGUGUGGUUGAUGUUUUGGUAUAUCCUUACGUUAGCAAGCCAAAUUCAGGGGGGAACUUUUGCUAGUGGGAGUCACGUGAUAAAAUAUGUUGUCGAAUAUUUAAUGGCAGUGAUUAAAAACUAUCUGUCUGAACUGUA
This is a messenger RNA of Zonotrichia leucophrys gambelii, 6174 nucleotides long. It is a transcript of the gene SYNJ1, whose product is annotated as synaptojanin 1. The record is from RefSeq and is a predicted model, not a curated record. Gene Ontology annotation, molecular function: RNA binding; SH3 domain binding; phosphatidylinositol-4,5-bisphosphate 5-phosphatase activity. Gene Ontology annotation, biological process: phosphatidylinositol dephosphorylation; synaptic vesicle endocytosis. The transcript has 32 exons. Gene Ontology annotation, cellular component: presynapse; perinuclear region of cytoplasm. NCBI's taxonomy places the organism in Eukaryota, Metazoa, Chordata, Aves, Passeriformes, Passerellidae. Bases 151 to 4845 code for a protein of 1564 amino acids.